CGCUGGCUCCAGACUAUGAUCUUUGCUGUGAAGGAAAUCAACGCGGACCCGGUCCUGCUGCCCAACCUCACGCUGGGAUACCUGGCUGCAGAUACCUGCCUGGCAGAGGCGACCACCCUGAGCGCCGCGCUGGCCAUGGUGACAGGACAAGAUGAGAACGUGUCCGGGGAACGGUGCACCAAGGCUCCGAAGGUCCCGGUCAUUAUCGGUGAUGCCCGCUCCUCUGCCUCCAUGGUGGUGGCUGAUACACUGGGUGUUUUUAAUAUUCCCAUGAUCAGCUACUUCGCAUCCUGCGCGUGCCUCAGCGACCGCACCAGGUACCCGACCUUCCUGCGCACCGUCCCCAGCGACGCCUUCCAAGCCAAAGCCAUCGCCCGUCUGCUGCACCUCAUGAGCUGGACCUGGAUCGGGGUCGUCUCCGGAGAUGAUGUGUACGGAAAAAGUGGCGUCCAGCACCUGCUGAAGGAACUGCAGGGUUCGGCCGUGUGCGUGGACUACUUCGAGGUCAUCCCCAAAUCUCACGCGCCGAGCCGGAUUCGGCGUAUCGUGGAGAGAAUCCAGACGUCCAGGGCUCAGGUCGUGGUGAUGAUCGCAAUCAGUCUGGACGUGGAAGCCUUGCUGAGGGAGGCGAUAAAAAUGAACGCCACUGGCAGGCAGUGGAUAGCUACUGAAGCCUGGAGCACCUCCACCCACUAUACCUCAUUUAGUGGUACCUCCCUGGCGGGCACCCUUGGUUUUGCCAUAGGACGGGUGGAUAUCCAGGGACUGGGCUCCUAUAUGACACAGCUGAGCCUGGAGAUACAUCUAAACGACUCGUUAGUGAGAAAUCUCUGGGAGGAUUUUUUUGGGUGCAGAUUCGGGGAGCAAACAGAAUCAAAACCUCUAAAACCACAGUGUACUGGGCUGGAGAAGGUGGAGGAACCUGGUCAGACCUACUUUGACAUUAGUUAUAACGUGUACAAGGCGGUUUACGCUGUUGCGAAUGCUAUACAGGACAUGAUGGAUUGUGAACCCGGGAAAGGACCGUUUGAGAACGGAGAGUGUCCAGAGAUCAAACCAAUAAAACCCAAACAGCUCUUGCACUACCUGAAGACGGUGGAGUUCACCACGCCCGUGGGUGAGAAGGUCUUCUUCGAUGAGAACGGGGAUCCGUCCGCUUCGUACGACAUUAUAAACUGGCACGUGGGCGCCGAAGGGAAGGUGGAGUUCGUCAAAGUAGGUCAGUUUGACGUAGCAAAAGGACCAGAACAGGACUUUCAGCUAGACCUCACAAAGGUGUUCUGGGGAGGAGGACUGGGGGACAAGGUGCCCGUGUCCGUAUGCAGUGAGAGCUGCCCACCGGGCACCAGGAAGGCCGUGCAGAAAGGAAAACCCAUCUGCUGUUACGACUGUAUACCCUGCGCAUUAGGAGAGAUCAGCAACACCACAGACUCCACCGAGUGCACGAAGUGUCCGAAGCGUUUCUGGUCCAACGCCGACCACACGAGGUGCGUCCCGAUGCUCAUCGAGUUCCUGUCCUUCCAGGAUAACAUGGGCGUGGUCCUCUCCGUGCUGUCCGUCUCUGGAGCCGCUCUGACCGUCGGCGUCCUGCUCGCCUUCUUCCUCCACCGGGACACGCCGCUGGUCCGGGCCAACAACUCCGAGCUGAGCUUCCUCCUCUUACUCUCCCUGAAGCUCUGCUUCCUGUGCGCCCUGGCGUUCAUCGGGCGCCCGGCCUCGUGGUCCUGCAUGCUGCGCCACACUUUGUUCGGGGUGAGUUUCGUGGUGUGCCUGGCCUGUGUGCUCAGUAAGACCGUGGUGGUCCUGGUGGCCUUCAGAGCGACUCUGCCCGGCUCCAGCGUGAUGCGCUACUUCGGUCCGGUCCAGCAGAGGUCGGGCAUCUUCCUGUGUACGCUGGUACAGGUGGGCAUCUGCGUGCUGUGGCUGGUCCUGGCGCCUCCGACGCCCACCGAGAGCGCGGGGGGUGAGCUCGGGGCCCGGGUGGUCCUGCUCUGUGGCGUGGGCUCCAUGGUUUGUUUCUCUCUGGUCCUGGGCUACAUCGGCCUGCUGGCGGCCAUCUGCUUCCUGCUGGCUUUCUUCGCCCGGACGCUUCCGGACAAUUUCAACGAGGCCAAAUUCAUCACCUUCAGCAUGUUGAUCUUCUGCGCCGUGUGGAUCGCCUUCGUCCCGGCGUACGUCAGCUCUCCGGGGAAGUACAGCGUCGCCGUGGAGAUAUUCGCCAUCCUGGCGUCCAGUUACGGACUUCUGCUGUGUAUAUUCGGCCCCAAGUGCUACAUCAUUCUACUCAGACCAGAGAAGAACACCAAAAAGAACAUCAUGGCUAAAUAA
Trichomycterus rosablanca is the source of this 2328-nucleotide messenger RNA. RefSeq names its product extracellular calcium-sensing receptor-like. The record is from RefSeq and is a predicted model, not a curated record. NCBI's taxonomy places the organism in Eukaryota, Metazoa, Chordata, Actinopteri, Siluriformes, Trichomycteridae. Bases 16 to 2328 code for a protein of 770 amino acids. Gene Ontology annotation, biological process: G protein-coupled receptor signaling pathway. The transcript has 5 exons. Gene Ontology annotation, molecular function: G protein-coupled receptor activity. Gene Ontology annotation, cellular component: plasma membrane.